Messenger RNA from Nestor notabilis (Kea), 719 nucleotides. RefSeq names its product guanine nucleotide binding protein (G protein), beta 5 (gene GNB5). Gene Ontology annotation, biological process: G protein-coupled dopamine receptor signaling pathway; G protein-coupled receptor signaling pathway. The record is from RefSeq and is a predicted model, not a curated record. The transcript has 7 exons. Gene Ontology annotation, cellular component: heterotrimeric G-protein complex; cytoplasm. Gene Ontology annotation, molecular function: protein binding; signaling receptor complex adaptor activity. NCBI's taxonomy places the organism in Eukaryota, Metazoa, Chordata, Aves, Psittaciformes, Psittacidae. The annotation marks the transcript as partial.
GGGAGAGCUUUGACGCAGGGCUCGCUAACCAUCAGCUGUUUGCAGUUCAUCAGGUAGCAGAGCGCGUGGAGGCCCUGGGCCAGUUUGUGAUGAAGACCAGGAGGACCCUGAAGGGCCAUGGAAACAAAGUUCUCUGUAUGGACUGGUGCAAAGACAAGAGAAGAAUUGUGAGCUCUUCCCAGGAUGGGAAGGUGAUCGUGUGGGAUUCCUUCACUACCAACAAGGAACAUGCAGUGACGAUGCCGUGUACCUGGGUGAUGGCGUGUGCAUAUGCCCCCUCUGGAUGUGCCAUUGCUUGUGGUGGCCUGGACAACAAGUGUUCUGUGUAUCCUCUGACAUUUGACAAAAAUGAAAAUAUGGCUGCAAAGAAGAAAUCGGUUGCAAUGCACACAAACUACUUGUCUGCCUGCAGCUUCACUAACUCAGACAUGCAGAUCCUGACAGCAAGUGGAGAUGGAACUUGUGCUCUGUGGGAUGUGGAGAGCGGGCAGCUUCUACAGAGUUUCCAUGGUCAUGGAGCUGAUGUCCUAUGCCUGGAUCUGGCCCCUUCUGAAACAGGAAAUACUUUUGUCUCUGGGGGAUGUGACAAAAAAGCCAUGGUUUGGGAUAUGCGGACUGGUCAGUGCAUCCAGUCAUUUGAAACCCAUGAUUCAGAUAUCAACAGUGUCAGAUACUACCCAAGUGGGGAUGCUUUUGCCUCUGGUUCAGAUGAUGCCACG